Molecule: messenger RNA, 752 nt
Organism: Diabrotica virgifera virgifera (western corn rootworm)
Lineage: Eukaryota; Metazoa; Arthropoda; Insecta; Coleoptera; Chrysomelidae
Exons: 2
Coding region: 168-752 (194 amino acids)
Biological process (GO): Wnt signaling pathway
Source: RefSeq, a predicted model, not a curated record
ACUAUUCAUCUCGUCAUUUACACAGCAACAGCACACAGCAGCACUGCACUGGAAUCUGGAAACCAAAAUCCAAAAGUGAUUGAAGAAAGAAAUAAACAAACCUCAAAAUAUUGAAAAUUGAAAAUUAUUUAAGAAAAACAUGGAUAGAAUCCUGGUUUUAUUGAAAAAUGUCCAGUUAUAGCUCAGAUGAUGAAAACUUGGAAUUAUUAAAAGAAGCUCAAGAUAGUCAGUUCCUUCAAGAAAAUUUGUACAGUGAGAAAAAAGACUUCAUAAAACCAGAAACUCAGAAUAUUCCAGCCAGUUUAAGACAAAAGGAGGAUGAGAAUGAACAGUUUAACAAUUUUAAAAUAACUCCUGAAUGUCAAGAAUAUAUAGCAAAACAUUUGUGCUUGCUUCUUGAUAAAAAACUAGAAAAUGAGUUUAAAUAUGCAACUGAUGACACAGAAGUUAAAUCUAAAAGGAAAAAGAUUGGUGGCGUUAAGCUGUUUUCUAAAUCAGAAAAACCAAUAAAAAUUGAAAAAUUCCCAAGUAAUAUUGUUGCAUUAACUUUUAAACCAGUGAAUAGAACAGUGACAAAAUAUAGUGCUCCAGUAAAUUUAGAUGACUUAAGAGCCAUAACAGUAUCUGGUAAAGAUAUUUUGUUACAAAAGGAUAUUAAACACUGGUCUAACAGAACUAAAUCAUCAAAAUUUUUCCAAUACAAGCAAACAAACAAUGGUACAUUAGAAUUACAAGAACAGCCAUUUAAAUAG